CCCUGCGUCCCCCAGCGGUGCACCCGGAGCAUCCCAUCCCCCGUUCCAACGUUCCGGCCGGAGGACUGGCCGGCCGGGCACGUCUCGUCUCCAACGUUCCGGCCGGCCUGCACCCUGUCCCUGCGUCCCCCAGCGGUGCACCCGGAGCAUCCCAUCCGCCGUUCCAACGUGCCGGCCGGAGUGCUGGCCGGCCGGGCACGUCUCGUCCCCAACGUUCCGGCCGGCCUGCACCCUGUCCCUGCGUCCCCCAGCGGUGCACCCGGAGCAUCCCAUCCCCCGCUCCAACGUGCCGGCCGGAGUGCUGGCCGGCCGGGCACGUCUCGUCUCCAACGUUCCGGCCGGCCUGCACCCUGUCCCUGCGUCCCCCAGCGGUGCACCCGGAGCAUCCCAUCCCCCGUUCCAACGUUCCGGCCGGAGUGCUGGCCGGCCGGGCACGUCUCGUCCCCAAUGUUCCGGCCGGCCUGCACCCUGUCCCUGCGUCCCCCAGCGGUGCACCCGGAGCAUCCCAUCCCCCGCUCCAACGUGCCGGCCGGAGUGCACCCUCAUCCCAUCCCCCGCUCCAACGUGCCGGCCGGAGUGCACCCUGUCCCUGCGUCCCCCAGCGGUGCACCC
Molecule: messenger RNA, 612 nt
Organism: Fomitopsis serialis
Lineage: Eukaryota; Fungi; Basidiomycota; Agaricomycetes; Polyporales; Fomitopsidaceae
Exons: 2
Source: RefSeq, a predicted model, not a curated record